CGAGCUGAGAAAAUGCACAAUAAAGAAGAAAAACCCAAUAUCGAGAAACAGAGCAACUCCCCAAAACAAACAGAGAAAGGAGAGAGAGAGAAGGGAAAAAGCUCGCGUCUUUCUGAUUCGUGGACUUCAAAUUCUUGAAAAUCUCCUUCUUGGUCCUGUCGGCCGUGUUGGGUCGCUCGGUUUUUGGCUCAUCCGUGGGUGGUUUCUGUGGUUUCGAGACGGGGUUGCUCUGGAGCUGCGAGUGAUGGGCGACGAGAAAUCGCCGAUGGCGAUGGGGAGCCGGGAGAGGGGGGAGAGAGAUCGGGAGCUGCUCAUCCCGGUGGCCGAUGCCGGGGGCGGCGAGUCGUCGUCGUCCUCCGCCAAGCCCUCUCCUUCGUCUUCGUCUCUGCACCAGACGGGCCGCGAGACAUUAUACAAAGUUGUUAGGAGUUGGGCUUCGAAAAAGUUUAUGACUGGAUGUGUCAUCCUCUUUCCAAUUAUAAUCACAUUCUACGUGACAUGGUGGUUCAUACACUUUGUUGAUAGCUUCUUCUCUCCAAUUUAUAAACAACUUGGGAUUGAUCUAUUCGGUCUUGGAUUUGUCACGUCCAUAACUUUCAUCUUCUUCAUUGGGGUGUUCAUGUCAUCAUGGUUGGGUGCAUCUGUCCUCAGCCUUGGAGAGUGGUUCAUUAAACGUAUGCCAUUUGUUCGUCACAUCUACAAUGCCUCCAAGCAAAUUAGUGCUGCAAUAUCACCAGAUCAAAACACUCAGGCAUUCAAAGAGGUGGCUAUCAUAAGGCAUCCUCGAAUCGGUGAAUAUGCAUUUGGAUUCAUCACUUCAUGCCUUGUUUUGCAGAAUUAUUCUGGGGAGGAAGAGUUGUGCUGUGUUUAUGUCCCCACAAAUCAUCUUUACAUUGGCGAUAUUUUCCUCGUUAAUUCCAAGGACGUCAUCAGACCAAAUCUCUCCGUCCGUGAAGGGAUUGAAAUUGUUGUCUCCGGAGGAAUGUCAAUGCCUCAGAUCCUCUCUACACUGGACUCGCGCAUUAUGCCAAUCGAAAGAAGUAGACCUAACAGAAGCCAGCUCUAGUUGUGAACGAUUUCUUUCUUCUGUAAUUUGCCAUCUUUCUCAUCCAAUUGGGUUUGGCACAUCGAUUGAUUCGCGCUGUUAGGGGUCAACUCAGAUAUGAAGAGUUCAGGGCGUUUCUCGUGGUCAAGGCGACAAGAGUUGGAUGGCAUACAAAACACAGGUUUCCAUUUAGGGUGCAGAAUUAGUGUUCUAUCGAGAUAUAGUGAGGGAUAAUUGUAGAGGUGAAUUGCUCUUUCGGGUUUUCGAUUUGAUUGUUUAUGCUUGCGAUUAGUGUUUGUUUUGGUGGAAGAUCUCUCUGGAUGAUACUAGUGAACUAUGUGGUGCUGUAUUGCUGCACUCAUUUAACUUAGAUAACCAACAAUGUAGAUAGAAAGGUGAACUUGUUUGUUCUAAGUUCCUGCACGGUUCUUGGAGUCCUACGCUGAUAAAGUUUUUUGUCCAAAUUGAUGUUUA
Eucalyptus grandis is the source of this 1519-nucleotide messenger RNA. RefSeq names its product protein LIKE COV 1-like. Gene Ontology annotation, biological process: stem vascular tissue pattern formation. Lineage: Eukaryota; Viridiplantae; Streptophyta; Magnoliopsida; Myrtales; Myrtaceae. The record is from RefSeq and is a predicted model, not a curated record. Gene Ontology annotation, cellular component: Golgi apparatus. The coding region runs from base 245 to 1066 and encodes 273 amino acids. The transcript is spliced from 7 exons.